Molecule: messenger RNA, 848 nt
Organism: Paramecium sonneborni
Lineage: Eukaryota; Ciliophora; Oligohymenophorea; Peniculida; Parameciidae
Source: the annotation of a GenBank genome assembly
AUAAUAAUAAAACAAAAUAAAAUAAAAGAGUAUUUAAUUAUAAUUAUAAUCGAAAUAAUUUAAUAGAUGUUAUAAAAUGAGAAUUCAGGUGCAAAUAUAAGAGAAUCAAAAUCAAUGUCAUAUGAGAGUGUGAAGUUUGAUUCAUCACAAUCGAAUAUACUAUAUAUUACUGAGAUUACAAAAUUGUAUUAUGAAUAUGUAUUUACAUUAGUUAGAAUCCCGUUUUUAAGAUUGCCCCUUUGGAUAAUUUUCAAAGUUUUAGUGAGAAUAAAUAUUCUCAUAUAUUUAGUUCUAUUAUUCAAUCUCCUAGACAAGAGGAAUAAUAAAACUUAAAUUAGUAAGGAAUUUAGUAAAUAUCCAAAAAGAGAGCAUUUUCGUUAACAGAAGUUGAAACAGGAAAAAAGGAUCAUAGAUAGAAUACGUCAGGGGAAAUAAGGGUAAAGAAGAAAUUUACAUUUAUGACAACAAGAGAAUUAGAAUGUAUAAGGAAAGAGUAAGAGAAUUAAUUGAAUGCUGAAACGCCAAAACUGGGAACAAAUUAGUUAUAUGAUUCAUAAUUGAGUGUAAAAUAGAAAGUGGAUAAAUAAAUAUAAUAUUCUCCAAGACAUCUAGAUGAUAAGUUGAAUGAGAAUUAAAAUUUUGAUGCAAAGUAAACGUAAACAACAAAUUGGGGUUCAAUUACAAGUAAGAGUGAAUUAGAUUAAAUAUUGAAAGAAUGUUUAUAAAAUUUUGAGAAGAAUAAGGCAUAAAGAACAGAUGAAUAUGUAGCUUGCAUUAUAUUUUGAUACAUUGAUAUCAUGAUAUAUUUAUUUAACACGUAAUCAUUUAUUGUCAAAUUAAUGUUCAGU